This is a messenger RNA of Desarmillaria tabescens, 1374 nucleotides long. RefSeq lists its product as uncharacterized. The record is from RefSeq and is a predicted model, not a curated record. Bases 1 to 1053 code for a protein of 350 amino acids. The transcript has 20 exons. NCBI's taxonomy places the organism in Eukaryota, Fungi, Basidiomycota, Agaricomycetes, Agaricales, Physalacriaceae.
AUGGAAGUGUUGGGCACCUACGGUGCGAUGCUGGCGGGCGGGUUCGUUGCAGCGAUGUUGAGCGGAAUCGUCACUAUACAAGCUCUCAUCUAUUUUAGGCUCUACAUGCAGGAUUCCUGGUGGAGGAAGACCAUGGUGCUAGCUGUUUGGGUCCUUGAUAUUCUCCAUUCCACAUUCAUUUUCAUUUCUCUUUUUGACUAUCUCAUUACAUACUUUGGUGCUCUGGAUAGGACUGAUCACAUUCCUUGGUCUAUUGCUCUUACUAUCGUGGUUACUGCCAUACAAACACUAAUCGCACAUUGCCAUUUUUCCGAGAAGAUACAUAGAUCUAGUGAUAAGAAUUGGGCUAUAACCAUUCCUAUCCUUUUUCUUGCAUUUUUGCGGCUUGGAGCGGCGUCUGUUUCUACGUAUGAAAUGAUACGGCUCCACCGAUUCUCCGUCUUCACGGAAUCUUAUCCUGGCUGGAUCUUCACUACCGGCCUCUCCCUCUCCUCCGCUGUUGAUCUACUCAUUACGGCUUGGCUGUGUUAUUUCCUGCACUUACUGCGACGGAGGAUUGACGUUCAAUCCUCUAUACUACAAGUCAUAGACUCGUUAACUCUUUACACACUAGAAAAUGGACUGCUUACGAGUGUAGUAACAACAGCUUCGUUGAUUUGUUGGCUCGUCAUGCCCACAAACCUUGUAUUCCUUGGUCUUCACUUCGUCAUUGAGAAGUUGUAUGCUAAUUCCGUCCUCGCCUCGCUCAAUACGCGCAAGGAACUUCGCGAACUGCGUCAAAAAAUGAGAGCAUGGGGCGACCUACCGGUACUUUCGUCAGAGGACUUUUACACGCAGUACCAACCCCGGCAUGCAGAGGUUGCUUAUCGUCCGAGGGGGAAGAUACGGCAGCUCGAGGUAACCGUCAAGAAGACAGUUGAACGUGUUGUGCAUGACGAAGAGUCCAUGCUCUCCCCCCAACGGGAGUACUAUUCGCCCUACUCGAGGCUGACUCGAAAGCCUACAGUGUUGGAAUGGCGUAACUCCAGGGGUGCUGAGAGAUGGCAUCUUUGAUAUUGGCUCCUCCCUUUCUCAUAUUUCUUACUCUCACCUCUCAUGUACCGUUCCCUUGCCACCACUAGCUCUUGCUUUCUUCACUGCACCGAAUUGUAUCAAUAUAAUUGUCUUUGUGUAAUGCUCUUUUUAAUCGUACUGAGUAAUUCCAAAGUAAUUCUUCCAUUCCUUAAUACAGUAGUUUCUUAUUACUCCGAGCUUAUAGUUACUCCUCUUCGCGCCGACCGCAUUUAACAGGAAAAUAAAUGAGAGCCUGUCUGAAGUCUGGAAGCGCACAUUGACCUUGUGCAGAGGUGCUUCCGGGAACUCGCAUUUGCUUUA